AUGGGCAUCCUAAGAUUAGAUAUAUUUUCUUCAGAGUUUUUUUUCAAUAUCGGAGCUUUUCAAAAUAAAAGAGGCACUUUUUUAGGCUUGCUUUUAUCAAUUAUUGCCUUUUUUAGUGUGGUUUUAUAUUCCAUUUUUACUUUUAAUUAGUAUUUCAGCAAUUAAAUAAACCCAAAAUUUAGAUCUCAAAGCUUUAUCCUUAAUGAAAAGAAAGAAAUACCUUUAAGCUAAGACCUUGUUGGAUUUUAGUUUUACUAUAACUAAACUACAACAGUAGAUGCUUACCAAUAGCAGUAAAAUAAAACUUAUGUAGUUUAUUAUCCAUUUUUUUACUAUUAAGACAUUAAUAAUUAAGUAUUUAAUUACAUUAAUCUUGAUUUAGUUUAAUGCACUGAUCCUUCCUUAUAAGGUUUCAUUUGCAUUGAUUUUUCUAAUGUGAAUAACUAUACCUUGAUCCUUGAUAGUUAAAACAAUAAUUAGAUUCUCUCUUCAAUAAAUAUUAAUAUUUAUGGAUGUCGCGAUUUAGAUAAUGUGAAAACUACUAUUCCUGAUAAUUGUGCUGAAUAAUCUGAAAUAGAUGAUGUGAUUGAUGCGUAUGAAACUUAUUUCUAUUUGAAGCUUAAAACUUCUUAAUAUAAUACAACUUCGAAAUAGAUCUAAACUUACUACAGAAGUAUAUAUACUUACGUAUAAUCUUAAUAAUAUACAUAUAAUACUCUAAAUACUUAGAAGUAAGAAACUGAAGUAAAUGAAGGCUUGAUGUUUUAAAGCAAAUUAACAUACUCCUCACCAAUUCAAUAUAAUAUGAUAAGCUAAUAUUUUGAUAGGCAAAAGUCUUUAAAACAUGGAUUUGGCCCAUACCUUUAAACAACUGUUUAAAUGGAUGAAAUAGUUUAGCAAAUUUAAAUCUAAUAUCCUACAAUCACAGAGGUUUUAGCACUUAUAAACAGUAUUACAGCUUUGAUUAUUGUUUUAAGAGCUGUUGGAAGAUUUUACUCUUAAAGACUUAUUAAAUAAGACUUUUUCAUGCUUUUUUUUCAAAGACUUUAUUCGGAAGAAUAUAAAAAAAUACUAAAACACAACAAUCUUAUUGAAUAGGAUAACAAGAUUUGUUUUGUAACCCAAACUAAAGGAGAAGAAGAGUUCAAAGAUGAAAUUAUAGAAAACGAACUAAAUGAUAAACUUGUUCCUAAUUUCGAGACAAAAUUCAAAGAUCAUGUUGAAAAAAGUCAAAUUUCUAAUUCGAAAGAUGAACAUUCAAAUUUAUUUUCAAAGCAAAGCGAUUAGCAAGCAGAUGAAAUAUAGUUUAAAGAAGUUGAAAAUAAAAUAAAAAUUAAUUUUAUAAAUAAAAAAAAAGUAAAAAGUAAAUUUGAGAUAAGGAGUAAAUAUCCAGAUGAUUUAGCAUCAAGUAGUUUGAGUUCUAGUAGUUAACACAAAAAUACACCAAAAAGUUUAAGAUCAAUUUCAUGGAAAUAACAAAACUAAAUGUAAAAUUAAUUUUUCAGUUCAUAGAAAGUAAAUGAGAUGAAAAUAGACUCAAAUAUUACUGAAACUCUAGAUAAAAAUCAUCUGCCUUUUAGCAAUAGAAAAUAACUUUUUGAUGGAAAUUCUUAAAAAUACAAUAUAAUUGAAAAGAAUUCUCAAUUACAAGCUAUUAAAAAUUUAAUAUUUAAAUUUAAAUUUUUCAAAUCAAAGCAUCAUCUUUAGUCUAAAGGAGUUGAUACUGCUUUUGUAAAGAACUUAUAAAAUGAAGCGGAUAGAAGAUUAGAUAUCUUUGAAUUUUAUAAAGAUAUUCUUUUUUUGAAAAAAGCCAUUGCAAUGAUCCUUACUCCAGAUUAAUUAGCAGCUAUCUAAUAGAUAUGUCUUAGUCAAAAUUUUUUGAAUUUUGAUAAGAGGAGUAAUAGGUCUAAAAUUUAGUUUGAAUAAAUAAAAGGAAAGCUGAAUUACCUUGAAACUCAAUUUAGUAUAAUGGAAUGCGAGGAUUUGCAGGAACAAUAUAUUUAAAAAUUUUUUGAAAAACAAAAACAAAAUAAUUAAUAAAGUGAAAUAGAUUAAAGAAUAAUAUCAUCAAUUAUUAAAAAUUGA
This is a messenger RNA of Tetrahymena thermophila SB210, 2085 nucleotides long. Its product is annotated as transmembrane protein, putative. Lineage: Eukaryota; Ciliophora; Oligohymenophorea; Hymenostomatida; Tetrahymenidae. The record is from RefSeq and is a predicted model, not a curated record. The transcript has 3 exons.